GGCUGUAAACUUCCGGUUUGUUUCUCAGCACGUGUAGUAAAUAGGCCUAGUGACUGGGCAGCUGUGAAUUUGGAUGUGAAAACUGUUGUCAUUUCUCAAUACCUAUGUACAAUGAAUCGCAGGAAGCCAAACGAAAAUAAGUCAAGGAAGAACAAGCUUGGUUUUCUCAAUGACCACACCUUAGAUUAUUACAGAAGAGUAUUUGAAACACUGACAGAUAUCGAUGGAGAGGAGAAAGAUCUGUUCCUCAACAAUGUCUUCUCCCAAAUGGAAUCAGAGGCGAUUAAAGUUUCCCAGAACCAAACAGUCAGUCGAUUUAUUGAGAGAUUUCUAGAGCAUGCUAAACCGCACCAUAUCCGACAACUACUGUCAGCACUAAGCGAGGACUGGAGUACUGUGUCAACAGACAGGUUUGCCAGCCAUGUGUUACAGAAUAUUAUUGCUCUGUCUCCAAAAUGUGUCCACCAAGGGGGAGACAACUCAGACACUGAGGAGGAGAAAUCUGUGAAAGAAAUGCUGUUGGAGUUUUGUGAAUAUGCAAGUGAAAACCUUGAGACAAUGUUGACGGAUACCUAUGCUAGCCAUAUUUUAAGAGUGUUGCUGGAAGUCUUGGGAGGUGUGGAUGUCUCAACUGAUAUUAUCAGAAGUCGGAUGUCUCAAGCUCAGGCUAAAGAUGAGAAAAUUUGGCCAAAGAAAACCAAUCCUCCUGAAGAAUAUGGUCCAUGGUUUAAGAAGAUUUUCAAGAAAGUAUUCUCACUUUGUGAUUAUUCAGAUCACCUGAAGGACGCCAGUUCUAGUCCAGUAUUCCAGACCAUCCUACUCAUCUUAAAACAGAGAGACCCAGAGUCCUGUCGCAAAUAUGUCAAGAAGAUUUUGAAGAAGAGUGGACUAACCCAGCCAAAAGAGGAGGAAGAAAGUGGAAAGGAGGAAGAAGCAGAAGUCAUGUUACCUGCAUUAGUGCGGAAUGAAGUGGGGGCCUACUUGGUGCAGCAGAUUGUGGCUGUGAGUCUGGGAGAUGAAGGUGAAGGCAAGGUGUACAAGGUCAUAUUCAAGGGGAGACUACUCAACUAUGCUGUUGACAGAGCAGCCAACUACAUUCUGCAGACACUGAUUGACAAAGUCACUGACAAGGAACUGUUCGAGGAGAUCUUUGAUGAGCUGACGAAGUAUGUGGAAGACAUCUUGGCAAUGCAUCACGUUGGGCUGCUGUCCAAGCUAGCCUCAGGCUGUGAAAGAAAUCGCACACGACAAGAUGAAUUUGUCAGAGCGUUGAUGGAGGCCUUCCACUGUGCAACCCCCGACAGCCGACAGACAGCGCUGGCUCCCCUGCUACUGUCUCUGUCAACGUAUGAGGUGCUUUAUAAACCAGAGGAGUCGGAAGAUGAGCAGGAAGAGAAAACCUCCCCAUCAGCAGCUACUCCGCAGCAGCUCACCACCAUCAACUACCACGGCUCUGUCCUCAUGCAGAAUCUUCUCAGGUUUCGCAAGCCCAAACUGGUUGUGACCAGUUUGUUGGAGCUAAAACCAGCUGAGCUGAAAUUAGUGGCAAGUGAUCGAUGUGGCAGUCAUGUCAUCGACAUAUUUUUUGAGAGUGGAACUGUUGGAGAGAAGAUGAAAGACUCACUUCUGCAGAAGAUGAAGGGCGUGUUCCUUGACAUCAGUUGUGACCGGAAUGGAAGCAGAACCUUGGAGUCAAUAUGGAGGAACUGCUCUGCCCAACAGAAGGUUGUGAUUGCGGAAGAGCUCUCAAAACAUGCAGAUAGGCUCCACAGUAACAAGUUCGGACACUUCGUCUACAGGAACCUAGCCAUAUCUCAGUUCCAGACUCACCGCAAACUGUGGAUGUCGCAGCAAGGAGUCACUGCACAGAAGAGAAAACUCUUCAAAGAUUUCUUCAAUGAUUCAGGUCCAGAAUUCCCCAAGAAGCCCAGACCAGACAAGUCAGAAAGAAGGGACAAGAUGUCAAGCCAGCCCAUGGGCCAGCCCAGAUUAUUCCAAACAAACCAGAAGGACUGGACCAACAAGCCGGGAGAUAACAGGAAACAGAACAAAAAGAAAGCUGACAAACCUCAACCUAAAGUGUCAUCAGAUGAUGAUGAAGUGGGGCAGACGGUCAGAGAACAAGAGGUAACCGAAGAUGAGGAUGCUUUGAAUCUUCUGGACAGUCUGGUGAAGAAACAUGGCCUUGAGGAAACAGAGAAAGAACCAAAGAAGAAGAAAAAGAAACAAAAACAGAAAUCUGGAGAGAAAACAGGACAUGCUGAGAAUGUUGUAUCCAAAAAGAUGAAAGGGGAUAAUCAAAUGAAUGUUUGAAAUCCCAAAGAUUGUUUGUAAAUAUAUGUACAGUUCAAUAAAUAUUGUAUGUCAGGUU
Molecule: messenger RNA, 2371 nt
Organism: Haliotis rubra (blacklip abalone)
Lineage: Eukaryota; Metazoa; Mollusca; Gastropoda; Lepetellida; Haliotidae
Product: nucleolar protein 9-like
Exons: 12
Coding region: 112-2313 (733 amino acids)
Biological process (GO): endonucleolytic cleavage in ITS1 to separate SSU-rRNA from 5.8S rRNA and LSU-rRNA from tricistronic rRNA transcript (SSU-rRNA, 5.8S rRNA, LSU-rRNA); endonucleolytic cleavage to generate mature 5'-end of SSU-rRNA from (SSU-rRNA, 5.8S rRNA, LSU-rRNA); ribosomal small subunit export from nucleus
Cellular component (GO): nucleolus; 90S preribosome; preribosome, small subunit precursor
Molecular function (GO): RNA binding
Source: RefSeq, a predicted model, not a curated record